GUGCCAGCAGCAAUUUGGAAGUUUGCUGAGCUUGAGAAGUCUUGGGGAGGGCUGACACUGGGCACACCCCCUUCUCCCCACCCCCAUGGGGAGGAGGGUGAGGAAACAUGGAACCAGCUCUGUUCCAGCCUGUCCUUAUUGGCUGGCAUGAGGCAGAGGGGGCUUUUAAAAGGCGACCGUAUCUGGGCUGGGGACUGGAGCCUGUGCUACCGAGUGCCCUCCUCCUUCUGGCACCAUGCAGCUCUCACUAGCCCCUUGCCUUGCCUGCCUGCUUGUACAUGCAGCCUUUGUUGCUGUGGAGAGCCAGGGGUGGCAAGCCUUCAAGAAUGAUGCCACAGAAAUCAUCCCCGGACUGGGAGAGUACCCAGAGCCUCCUCAGGAACUGGAGAACAACCAGACCAUGAACCGGGCCGAGAACGGAGGCAGACCCCCCCACCAUCCUUAUGACACCAAAGACGUGUCCGAGUACAGCUGCCGCGAGCUGCACUACACCCGCUUCGUGACAGACGGCCCGUGCCGCAGUGCCAAGCCGGUCACCGAGUUGGUGUGCUCCGGCCAGUGCGGCCCCGCGCGGCUGCUGCCCAACGCCAUCGGGCGCGUGAAGUGGUGGCGCCCGAACGGACCCGACUUCCGCUGCAUCCCGGAUCGCUACCGCGCGCAGCGGGUGCAGCUGCUGUGCCCCGGCGGCGCGGCGCCGCGCUCGCGCAAGGUGCGUCUGGUGGCCUCGUGCAAGUGCAAGCGCCUCACCCGCUUCCACAACCAGUCGGAGCUCAAGGACUUCGGGCCUGAGACCGCGCGGCCGCAGAAGGGUCGCAAGCCGCGGCCCCGCGCCCGGGGAGCCAAAGCCAACCAGGCGGAGCUGGAGAACGCCUACUAGAGCGCGCCCGCGCCUACGCAGUCCCCGUGCGAUCCGAUUCGUUUUCAGUGUAAAGCCUGCAGCCCAGGCCAGGGGUGCCAAACUUUCCAGACCGUGCGGAGUCCCCAGCCCGUAGAGACCGCUCGCCCUCCUACCCGCUGCGGGGAGUUCCCGCAGGCCAGGAGUGGGAGCUUGAGUCCCAGACUGAGCCAUUCUGCCUAGCCCAGGGUGGGGGCUGGGGAGGUCAUUCUACCCUUGUCGCACCCCUUCAGGGCAAGGCAGUGUUUCCACCGUAAAGGGAAGAAGGGAGUGUGGGACGGAAGACCUGGGACUGGUUAUGGAGGUACAGUACGACCUACUCCUCUACACCAAUGUAAAGCCUGCGCGGGCAAGAACGAGAACACAGCACUAGAUAGGGUUUCUGACCCUGACUUGGCCGCUGAGUAUGAGGUUGGGCUACGUGAUUCU
Molecule: messenger RNA, 1324 nt
Organism: Rattus rattus (black rat)
Lineage: Eukaryota; Metazoa; Chordata; Mammalia; Rodentia; Muridae
Gene: Sost
Product: sclerostin
Exons: 2
Coding region: 236-877 (213 amino acids)
Biological process (GO): negative regulation of Wnt signaling pathway; negative regulation of BMP signaling pathway; ossification
Molecular function (GO): BMP binding
Source: RefSeq, a predicted model, not a curated record